CCUUCCUCACCCCCCACUAUGAAUCGCCAGAGAUACCAGAAUCCCAACUAUGAGGACCGCAAUUACAACCAAAACAUGGAACAGCAGUUGGCGUCGCAGAUGAAAAAGACGGCGCAUCGGCGGACAGUGGACCACGGGAAUCCCAUGGGCCGUUGGUUUCUCCAGAAAGCCAUCGGAAAGUCCCAGCGGGUGGGGAAAAUCAGACCCGAGGCAACCUAUGCGAUAGAUAUGUUGCCACCAUUGGCAUCGAAACGUAAUGCCGCGAUGGACACGCCGACAAAGUUUGCACACCUCAGCGCGAACAAGGCGAAACACGCGAUUCACGCAGUCAAAUGGACACCAGAAGGGCGACGCCUUCUUGUAGCGAGUCACAGUGGUGAGUUCACGCUCUGGAAUGGGAUGACUUUCAACUUCGAGACCAUCAUGCAGGCGCAUGACCUGGCAAUCUUUUCUCUAUCGUACUCGCACAACGACGACUGGCUUCUCUCCGGGGACCAGGAAGGGACAGUCAAGUUCUGGCAGCCCAAUUUUAACAACGUAAACAUCAUCAACGCACAUGGCGACGGGAUCCGGGACAUUGCGUUCUCGCCAAACGAUUCCAAGUUUCUCACCGCGUCUGACGACAGCACGAUGAAGAUCUGGAGUUUCCACACGGGUCAGGAGGAGCGCACACUCGCGGGCCACCACUGGGAUGUCAAGUCUGCCGAUUGGCACGCAAAUCUCGGUCUUAUAGUGUCAGGCUCCAAGGACAACUUGCUUAAGUUGUGGGACCCGCGUCAGGCCGCGUGUAUCACCACCAUCCACGGUUUCAAGCAUACCGUCACCAAGACGCGGUUCCAGAAGACCGGGACCCAGCGGCUCCUAGCGUCAGUCUCCAGAGAUCGGUCCACGCGAGUCUUUGACUUGCGCACGAUGAAGGAUCUCCUCGUGCUUCGGGGAAAUGAAAGCGAUUUGUCCUCGCUUGCGUGGCAUCCUGUACACUCUAACAUGUUGACGACCGCCACUUAUGAUGGCUCUAUCUCGCACUACAUGUUAGACACGACGGUACCCGAGAAGAUUGUUUCCAACCCCCAGAGCAGCUUUAACGGUCUGGGCUCGACCCCUGAAGCGUCCAUCACCCCUUUCCACGAGAUCCCCUACGCCCACGAAAAGGCCGUCCAUACGUUGGAGUACCAUCCGCUCGGUCAUUUGCUUUGCUCUGCUGGCGCCGACCGCUCCGCGCGCUUCUGGUGCCGCUCCAGACCCAACGAUCCCUUGGCAUUCCUUGAUGCGACCUACACGAAUGAUAAGGUCGGAGCGUGGUACUACGGGGUUAACAACGGGAAUAAUGCCAGCUCCGCCGGCACUGCCUCGGCGGGGCAGACCGAGAGGGCCGAUCCGUCUGCUUCCGCAUCGAACAACACGCCACUUGGUGCACGCAACCAGGCGUUGCCAGGUCUCCCGGGUCUCCCUGGCUUGAGUUUGAAUGCCAAUUCGAGCACUAACUUCAUGGGCAUUCCCGGGUUGGGCGAGAACUUUCAGGACACAACCACAGGAGAGGAGGAGGUUAACGGGAACAAUGCUGGUAUGAACAAUGCCUUACCAGGAUUGGGAGGAAGUGGAUUGCCCGGAUUGGGGGGCAGUGGGUUGCCUGGGUUGAGAUAGUUGAUAAUGCAUAGGAUAUACGUG
Molecule: messenger RNA, 1668 nt
Organism: Babjeviella inositovora NRRL Y-12698
Lineage: Eukaryota; Fungi; Ascomycota; Pichiomycetes; Serinales
Product: cleavage polyadenylation factor subunit
Exons: 1
Coding region: 19-1644 (541 amino acids)
Cellular component (GO): mRNA cleavage and polyadenylation specificity factor complex
Molecular function (GO): protein binding
Source: RefSeq, a predicted model, not a curated record